UGACAGGAGGUGUGUGUGUGUGAGUGUGAGUGUGUGUGUGUGUGUGAAGAUGUUUGCUCUGUGGUCAGUGAAUCUUCUCUUCCUCGUCUCUGCAGAAACCACAAACACACUGGAUCUGAUGUCGGGAAGCAGUGAGUCUGCACCGCUCCGUGUGCAAGUGUGUGUGAAGAGCUCCUGGAGUUUACAGGUGCGAUGGACCGAGCACCAAAAUCACACAAACUCAGCACAAACCUAUCAGGUCCAAAUUGGACAAAGUGAACAUCUUAAUAUCGUCGCUCAGACUAAUGUGAGCAAGGAGGCUGGAGUUCGGUUCGUCUCGUGGGUUUGGACCUCAGCGCUGCCGCUCCAGUGUGCCGAUCACUCCGUACGGAUCAGACGCGUUCCCGGAUCCGGGGAUCGUACGGUUUCCGGCUCAUGGACCGACUGGACGACUCAUUACGGUCAGCAGAACGUCAGCUCCAACAGGUCGAGGUUGUUCCCGACGCAGGAGGUUUUACGGGAAGGAUCGUCCGUCUUCUUCUGCUGCAUCCCUCCCGAUGGAGCUCGAGUUACUGCUCUCCGCUUCUCCAACACGCCGUACCCGCUCAUCAACAUCAGCCACCGUGUCAGAGCCAUCAGAGUGCUCGGACUCAACGUCACUAAGAUUGGCGUGAACCUCAUCUGCCGGGACGACUCGGGGAACAAGCGAGCGGUGUUAAACUACGUCACCUUUCCUCCCGAGAAGCCGAAGAACCUGAGCUGUGAGACGAGGAACCUGAAGAACAUCGUGUGUUCAUGGACACCGGGCAGAGAACCCAACCUGAGCAGUGUCCGAAGACGCCGAUACACACUCCACAUCCUGAACUCGGAUGGAGUGAUGUUCCCGUGUGAUAAGAGAUCUUCCUCCUGUGAGUUCCCUGUUCUUCCAGACCUGAUCUUCUACAACAUCUCUGUGGUGGUGAAGAACAGCCUGGGGGAGGAGAGAGAGAGCUACGCCUUCAAUAUCACACACAGAGUGUUUCCUGUGCUCGAGGACAUGGCGGUGAUUCCGGCUGCACUGGACGCUGAAGUUUAUUGGACAUUAGAUGGGAAUUUUACAGGCCUGCAGUUAACGUGUCAGAUCACCAUGGAGCCGAAAAACACAACCACAGAGCUGCAGUGUAUAGGUGAGGAGUGUAUGAGGAAUCUCAGUGUGUGUGUGCAGCAGUUGCAGCCGAGCUCUCAGUACUCCACCAGAGGGCGCUGUGCAGUGCAGCACAACAGCUGGAGUUCAUGGAGCACAACACACACCUUCAGCACUGAGCCGCUGGUGACGCUGGAUGUCUGGAGGAGGAUGGAGGAGGAGAACCAUCGCAGUGGCAGGAUCAGGGUUCUGUGGAGAACCUUGAGCAGCAGCUCACACUCCACCAUCGAGGCGUAUGAAGUGUGUGUGCAGCAGCAGAACGAGAGCAGAGUGUGUGUAAAGGUCACAGAGACGCAGGCGGACGUUACAGUGGGGGACGGAGUGUGUGACGUGUCAGUGAGAGCGCUUACACACACAGGACUGUCCCUUCCCUCUUCUAUUACACUUCCUGUACUGAACACAGACCCCACCCUAAAGCAGAAGAGGAUUGUGGGUAAUGCAGAUGGUUUCCUGUUGAUCUGGUCUGAACUCUCCUCAGCUACAUGUGGCUACACCCUGGAGUGGUGCAUGAUGGGUCAUUUGGGACCAUGUGACCUGCAGUGGAGGAAACUCUCAGCCAAUCAGACGUCGUUAUUUCUCAGCGCAAAUGAGUUGAGAGCGGGUUGUAGAUACACAUUUAAUAUCUACAGCUGUCACUCAAGUGGAUAUCAGACUCACGAGAGACACAUCGGAUAUCUGAAAGAACAGAAACCCCUGCAGGCUCCCGAUGUGCAUCUUUCUCCGAGUGUAAGUUCUCACUCCAUCACACUCGAGUGGAGCUUCGACGAGGAAAAUCCCACUCACCCCGGAUUCAUCACAGGAUACACACUGACCGUACACACCGAGCCCGAUAACACACACGGUGUGUACAGUGUAGAUGAUCCUCACUGUAAGAGUGUGACAGUUGAAGGUCUGAGUGAGUCUCAGCGUUACACACUCCGUCUAGCUGCGUGUACGAAAGCUGGCUGUGGAACUGAAAGUGUGUUUACUGUUACAACACUGCCGAAAUAUUACAUGCUGGUGCUGAAGGUCGUGACCCCUCUCCUCCUCCUGAUUGGCUGUUGCUGUUGCCUGUGGUCUUACAGAAACACUGUGAGAGGAAUCGUUGUAGAUGUGUUUAUUUUCCCCAAACAUCACAACAUGAAGAUGAUGGAGCUGGAUGAUGAUGUGUAUAAGGUGAGUAAGGAGAUCGGUGCUCUGGCCCUGGAGGAGUGUGAGAGCUGCGAUGUGGAGAUCAUGGAACAGGAAGCUCCCAUGCGCUCGUUCUUUGAUCCCGACUCAGACAACGAGGAGUUAAUGACGGCGACCAACCUGACGUACCUGCUGUGCUCCAACACACCUGAACACGCAAAGCAUUGUGGGUCGAGCAGCAGCGUCUACAUAAUCUCUACAUCAACACACUGAGAACCAUAAACCAUUAACACACCAAUAAAAUCAAACAGAAUCAGAAUCAACGGAUCAGAAAACAUCUGAUCUCGCUCACACCAAACACACCGAAUAUAAACCUCUUCAACAACAACGAGGAGCAUGCAGAGGAACCUGCAGAGGAACCUGUAGAGGAACCUGCAGAGGAACCUGUAGAGGAACCUGCAGAGGAACCUAUAGACGAACCUGUAGAGGAACCUA
Molecule: messenger RNA, 2767 nt
Organism: Ictalurus punctatus (channel catfish)
Lineage: Eukaryota; Metazoa; Chordata; Actinopteri; Siluriformes; Ictaluridae
Gene: osmr
Product: oncostatin M receptor
Exons: 17
Coding region: 50-2545 (831 amino acids)
Molecular function (GO): protein binding
Source: RefSeq, a predicted model, not a curated record